AUGUUUAGCACAGCUAAAGACAUGCUUUGGCAUGACUGGCGCUUCACGCCAGUACGUCCCGCUAUACGCAAAGAAGUCCGAGCCGCUGCAAAUCCGCAAGACCUGACUCUUGCGCGGGAGUCCGAUCAAAGGGCGCCCACGACGGGAAUGGUCCACACGAGCACAUUAUACACACCCAAGAAGGGUGGACACGGCGCAAUGGUGUUUCACGUGGAACGAGACUAUGUACACACAAAUCUCAAAACUACACCGCCGUUAACAGCAGUGGAAUCUAUCAGUCUGCUAACCUCAGUCAAAAAACAGUACUGGGCGACCGAGCUAGAGGUGUCAUGUAUGGUGUGGGUUGUGCAUAAUCGAAGCAGCACCAAAGGGUCUAACCCCAGUCGCGUACACGGACCAUAUUGCGACAAUCGACCUAGCUACUUCGCUAUCAUCUGCAUCGCCAGGCAGGAUGAACCUGCAUCUGGUUCGGGCAUCCCAAUAUCUACAGCAAUUCCCAUUGCUGGUUUAUCACAAGGCGGCACCGAGAUACUGAUCUGCUUCCUACGCGGUCCUGGCUGUCUUCAAGCUUGGGAGGAAAAGGCUAUCACUUUCGCAAACCAGAAAAGAAAGAAGGAUAAGGGGAAUUUGGAGCCGGAUGAAAAGGCUGGAUACGCAGCCUUCAGCAAGGGCCGAGGGAGGAAGCCUUGA
Messenger RNA from Penicillium griseofulvum, 690 nucleotides. RefSeq lists its product as uncharacterized. The transcript has 2 exons. The record is from RefSeq and is a predicted model, not a curated record. Lineage: Eukaryota; Fungi; Ascomycota; Eurotiomycetes; Eurotiales; Aspergillaceae. The coding region runs from base 1 to 690 and encodes 229 amino acids.